AGCCCUCCCUCUUCCCCAAAUUAACACCCUCAAAAUUUCUUCACUUAUCCGGAUCUCCUCCACCGCCCUAGUGCUCGCAUCCUCAACUUUACGGUGUUCUUCGUUAUUGUACUCGUAUCUUCGCUUCGGCCAAACGCCCUUCAACAUUGGUCUAUUGCUACCGAUCAUCACGCCACUCAUCAUUCUUAUCAUUGCCUUCGAGGAUUCAAAAGAAGUGAUCUUUAAGGUAAAAAUACUGAUCUAAUUUUGUUCUCAUCAUCACUAAAUCACCGAUAGUUGACGCUCUUCGCCUAGUUUUUCAAGUUUUAACUUCUGCAAUUAAUUGUCAAUACGUCGAUCCGUCUUUCCUCGGACUCUUUCUCGUAGGUUGUACUCUCCAGGGCUUGAAGGAGCCUUUUUCUAGAUGUUAGGGUAUACAAUCGAGCAAUUAUGUAUUCACAAGGCGAAAGAUGAGGCCUUUGACGCUGGCUAAUCAUAAUCGGAAGAUCAUUCUGAGAUUCCUGUCACACCAAAGGGCUACCUGGUAAAUCAAAAGGGCUUCUUUCCUUCGCAUGAAGAUCCAACAAGUACAAUUCCAGUUGUACGUAACAUAAAUAGGGCUAAGAUUCUUGGUGGAAUUGUUUGAGUAGUAACCAUAAGGAACUCAACGAGGAAGACAAAGAUGAGCAGUAUGGCUAAUAUUGCCUCUCAAAAUAGACCAGAAAUGUUAGUACAUGUCUAGAAAUUAAAAAGUCCCAGGAAUAAUAAAAAAAACAAGGUAUAAAUAAAAUUCUUGAUGAAGAUAUUAAAGAUGCAAUAGCAGUGCAGUUGAGAACAUUGUUAGUGUGAUGCUGAAGUUGGUUUGGUUAAUGUUUCGAUCUUAAGUCAUCCUGAUUUGUGGUUCAAAGAGUAUAAAUUCCUCUCUUAAAUUUUUGGUAAAGAUGGAUCAAAGGCUGCAAAGAUGGAGAAUGGCUUAAGGGUUAUAAAGAAAGGGAAUAGUUUAGCAAUUAAAUAUCAACUCUUAAGAAGAGAAAUUUUAGAAGCUAUUUUGAUUUUAUAAAGUGGGAGUUCAAAAGGUAGAAAAGAAAUGAAAGAGCAAUCUAUGUAAUAAGUUUUAAAAAUCCUAGACCUUUUAUUCAACAAGAUAGUGAAAUCGAUGAAAAUACCAUUAAUAGGCAAUGCAUAGUUGAAGUCGAGAGGAGCUUAGUUGUACGCCCAUUAGGUUGAAAGAAGAACUAUAAUAUUGUGGUGUGACUACCUCGUACACUAGUGUAGUUAGGUAAUAGCAUAUAAAGAUUGACUGAAUGCUCAUCUACCACUUUGUAUCCAUCGGAUACCGAUACUUGCUUUCGAAGUGAACACUAUCCCAUUGAUUGUGGGAAAAAAAUAUUAGAAAUGGAAAUGGCAGGCACUUGGAUCAAUACCUAUGUUUGAUACUUGUACUCAAGCCCAAGAAUAUAGGAAACAACAGAGUCUAUGUAGAAACUAAGAAAGAGAUUUUUUUUUUUUCUAUUUUAAAGUAAUUAAGUGAUGCUCCACUAGAUGAAUAGAUGUGAAAAAAAAGGUUCGAUGAUAUGAAUAUAUUAAAGACAUCUUAUGUCCUAUGUAUCUUAUUGCUAGACUUGAUGAAUCGAGUCGAGAGAAUUAAUAGGUUUUGUUGACAAAAAAAAAUAUUAUGGUUUCAACAUCUAUUUUAAGACAGAGAGAAGCCUUGGCAGAAAGGGUACACUUGCGAUAAGGAAGUGUUAAGAAAAGACUAUUAUAGACUCAAGGAAAGAUAGAUGAAGAUAUGGAAGAGAGGGAAUAAGUAAUCUCCUUGAAAGUCUGAUCAACACAAUAAAAAGGAAAAAUGAUGUAGGAAUUUGUUGAUGAAAUUAGGCAUCUAGCAAUACGUUAAACUUGAGGUAUGAGAGAGGAGGAUUGAUUUUGGUUAACUUCAUGGAGAACUAACUUCAAGAUCAUUUUCUUUUUAAUUGCUGUGAUUUUAUCUCGUGUUACUACUGCCAUAUUUGGUACAUACCUGCCUUCUUUGAAAAUUGCUGCUAUGCUUUCUCUCUCUUUUUUUAAAAAAAAGGAAUUUUUUUCUUCCUAGCUCCAUUUUCUUUACUCUAGUAAUGUCAAGAACCUAUAGUUCUACACUUGAUCGGUACUAUGGCUGUCUUUGUCUUCCUAAUCAGAAAUUCUUGUUCUUUGUCUGUCCAUUCUUUCUACCACCAAAAAACUACAUUAUAGUCCUCCUGUGUGUCAAUCUCUACAUGAAUCUGCCAUUGAGCAUAUUAUUCCUUUUAAACUGCUUCUGAAUCUUAGUAAUGCUAUUUAUGUUGUAUAUAUGGUAAUUCUUACAAAAUGUCUUAUUCAAUCAUUAACUUGUCUAUUUUGUAAUGGGAGCAUUUUGAAUGUCAUGGCCAAUCUCAAGGUUGCUCUAAUUGGUUAAAAUUAGAAUAUCACUGAAGCCAUGUGAUAGCAAUUAAAUUGAAGUUACAUGCAAUGAGCUGUGUCAUCUAUUUUUACCAUGUUGGAUAGGUGUAUCUUAGUUUUGAGCUUUCAUAGUGGUAAAUCAGUUCGAGUAUGCUAGAAUAGGUGUGGUUUAGCUGCAAACUUGGAUAGCAUUCAAGCAGAAACUUUAUUGAACAAAAACGACAUUGUAUGGAGGAGCAAAAGCCUAUCUAUCAUGAAAAACAGAGACUGCAGUUUUGCCUGCUUCAUGCUCUCAAUAACCUAAUGCAGGAAAAGGAUUCAUUUCGUCGAGCUGAGUUGGAUGCCAUUGCUGAGAAACUUUUGGCCGAGGAUCCAUUCAAGCGACAAUGGACUCCUCUAUCAUUAAUAUUUAAGCCUCAUCACAAUGUGUUUACCGGAAAUUAUGACAUCAACGUGCUAAUUGCAGCACUAGAAUCUCGAAGAAAAACAGUUGUUUGGCAUGACCGUCGGAACGAAGCCUCUUCUAUUAACCUUGCUGAAGAAUCUUUGAUGGGAUUGAUGCUUAAUGUACCUGUUAGGAGGUACGCAGGUCUUUGGAAUAGCAGGCAUUGGGUCUCAUUGCGAAGCAUUAACCGUGUAUGGUACAACCUAGAUAGUGAUCUCUCUGAGCCAAUGCCAUUCGAGAAUGAAGAAGAGAUUAUUCAAUUCUUGAAUAAUGCGAUUUAUCAGGGCGGAGAAAUUCUAAUUAUCUUGCACGAGAAGCUUUCUGUAUGUUAGAGUGUGCAUCUGUGAUUGUGGUUGGGAAUUGAAGCAACUAUCACAAGUGUCUAAUAGGGAUCUCACAAAGGUCUACAGCACAUACUCUGUUGCGACCAGGGGAGGGAAUCGUGUAAUCACUUUUGUACAUCUUGCAUGUUUCCAAGAUUUCCCUCUUGACAAGAAAUAUUUCGUGGGAUUUUAGAAAUGAGAGCUAAAUUAUAGCCUUUGAGUGUAAAGACUAAAGAGAUGAGGAUGAUGCUGGUUCGUGUGUGGGAACUAGUUCCAAUUGAAAAUGCAUGUUUUUAGAAACAAUCUAUAGCUACAUUUAGAUUGUACUCAUUCUUAGUUUUUGACGAGUUAAUUGAGAUUGCUUUGAAUGUA
Molecule: messenger RNA, 3537 nt
Organism: Zingiber officinale
Lineage: Eukaryota; Viridiplantae; Streptophyta; Magnoliopsida; Zingiberales; Zingiberaceae
Product: josephin-like protein
Exons: 2
Coding region: 2626-3174 (182 amino acids)
Biological process (GO): protein deubiquitination
Molecular function (GO): cysteine-type deubiquitinase activity
Source: RefSeq, a predicted model, not a curated record